This is a messenger RNA of Populus nigra (black poplar), 1575 nucleotides long. RefSeq names its product AT-hook motif nuclear-localized protein 25-like. The transcript has 2 exons. The record is from RefSeq and is a predicted model, not a curated record. Lineage: Eukaryota; Viridiplantae; Streptophyta; Magnoliopsida; Malpighiales; Salicaceae. Gene Ontology annotation, molecular function: minor groove of adenine-thymine-rich DNA binding; DNA-binding transcription factor activity. Gene Ontology annotation, cellular component: nucleus. Gene Ontology annotation, biological process: vegetative to reproductive phase transition of meristem. The coding region runs from base 421 to 1314 and encodes 297 amino acids.
AAUAUAUAGUACUCCACCUACUAAUUAUAUAUAGCAUGCAGUGCUAUAUAUCUUAUAGAUAUGUAAAACAAGUUUGCCUGUUAGUUUGUGCAGUUUCUUAUAAGCUUCUCCUCCUCUUCUCCGAUGGCUUCUUCCUUCCAAAGAUCUGGAUAUCGUCAUAUAGAAUAGUUAGAGAAAGUAGUAAGUACUGGUGAAUAACUAUCUAGAGAUUGGUCGAUGAUCAUACUGUUUGAUUCUAGCUGAGCGAUCGAUAAGGUUUGCUAAGGAAGCACAGUGCAGCAUAUAUUGUGUGAUACAUAUAUACAGCAAUUGAUUACCAACGAUAAGUCAGCGCGGGCGCAAAAGGUUCCGGCCGGAGGUGCCGGAGAUAAUUAAUUUAAUUGUCAUCAGCAGCAGCACCUGGCAAUUAAUUAUAUAUCAAUGUCCGGCCUGGAAGCAAGCCCAGGUGCUGGUACAGGGUCUCGUUAUGCUGCUCAUCAACUCCUGGGACCGGAACUGCAACUUCAAAGAGAUGCCAAAACUCCACAACCAGGUAAUUAUAAAGACGACAUCAAUGAUCCUGAAUCUGCCACCACUAGUAGUUCAGGUGCCGGUAAUUCCUCCUCUGGACGCAGGCCUCGCGGCCGUCCUGCUGGUUCAAAGAACAAACCCAAGCCCCCAAUAAUCAUUGCUCGGGACACCCCAAAUGCUUUAAGAUCUCACCUACUUGAAAUAUCCCCGGGCUCAGAUAUAGUUGAAUCAAUAUCAAAUUAUGCAAGGCGCCGAGCCCAUGGAGUUUGCAUUCUCAGCGGUAGCGGAGCAGUCACAAAUGUUACUUUGAGGCAGCCAGGUGGUGCGGGUAGUUCUGCUGUGAUGAUGCUGCACGGGAGGUUUGAGAUCUUGUCCCUAACUGGGACAUCGCUUCCAUCACCAGCACCACCUGAAGCAGGCGGCCUUUCGAUAUCUCUUGCUGGAGGACAGGGACAGGUUGUGGGUGGACGUGUGGUGGGGCCAUUGAUGGCGUCAAGUCUUGUGGUUUUGAUGGCUGCCUCCUUUGCAAAUGCAAUAUAUGAUCGGUUACCAGUGGAGGAGGAUCGGGGGUCAGUACCAGCAGUAGAGGUGCAGCAGCAGCAGCGGCCAGCAGCCUCACAAUCGUCGGGUGUGGCUGGAUCAGGUGGAGGACAAGUUGGUGGUGGCGGAAACGACGGCAGUAGUGGUGGUGGAGGUGUACCCUUUUAUAAUCUGGGAGUGAACGGUAUGGGAAGCUACCCUUUUGCCGGUCAUGGCGAAGGAGAUCAUAUGUUUAGUAGUGCAGCAGGUCUACAGUUUAAAUGAGUAUAUACCGCUAGCUAGCUACUAGUGUCAAUAAUGAACAUCCCAAUUUAAAGAUCUGAUUAAUUGUUGUCUUCCCGUAUUAAUUUCAAGAAUUAGAUAAGGAUAUUGGUGCUAAAUCAGUAUUGCUUCAAGAUCAAGAAGAAGAAGACGAAGAAGAAGAAGAAGAGUGCAGGGAAUUCUGUGUCUUUCAGUAUUAAUUCAAGAAUUAAAUAAGCUUAGAGCCUCUUGUGUUUUUUAUUUAGUGACUUGUAGCUUCUUAUA